Molecule: messenger RNA, 1202 nt
Organism: Temnothorax curvispinosus
Lineage: Eukaryota; Metazoa; Arthropoda; Insecta; Hymenoptera; Formicidae
Exons: 4
Coding region: 153-1202 (349 amino acids)
Biological process (GO): regulation of transcription by RNA polymerase II
Cellular component (GO): transcription regulator complex; nucleus
Source: RefSeq, a predicted model, not a curated record
UUACGUUCGACCAAUUAGAGCGCAGGAGGAAAAUUACGGCAAAUGUGCGAGAUUCGAGUUUCCGGGAGUGUAAACUACGUUCCAGUGUUCUUAAAAUAUUUAAUAUAAAAUUUAUGCUAUACAAAUUUGAUAUAAAAUUAAAGAAUUAAACAAUGUUAGACGAGGAAGAGGUGUUGGACAGCGCUUUUGACAAUGAUAGUCAUGAUCAGAAUGUAUCAGAACCUCAAAUCCAAAUAUGGAAAUCAUUAAUUAAUUUAGUUCAACCAAAUUUGUUGCUGUAUCAGAAAAAACACAAAGAAUACAGCAACAAAAGUAUGAAAAUACAGAUAUGGAACAGUAUUGGGGCAGCCUUAAUACCGCCAAUAACUGGAAUUGAUGCAGAAAAAAUGUUUUAUCGUUUGCGUCAAAAAUUUGGUAAAGAGCGCCGGAAAGUAACGCAGUCGCAGGCAAGAUCUGGUGCAGGGGCAGAUCAUGUGCCGUACACGUCCAAUUGGAUACUAUACAAAGAUCUAAUGUUUCUAGCUGAUCAUAUUCAACCUAGACAGACAUCAUCAAAUUUCCAGCCGGUUAUUCCGAAGCGCAAGAAAGCUAUAGCUUCACAAAUGUCGCAUUUUAGUAGCUCACAACUCUAUUUGCAACGUGCUAGCUCGCAGCCUUCCAGCUCACAAUGUGCUGCAUCAACACCUGCAAUCAUAUGUACACAACCACUAACUUCAGAAGAAUCCACAGAUGUAAUAUUGAAUAUUGACUUGAAUGAUGAAUCUUUAGAAUUUUUAACUGAAAAUGAGAAAGCAUCUGUAGCAGAUUCCAUGGAAUCGUCUUCAGUAUCACUUUCCAACUCGUCAACUUCACAAGGCAUUAUAUCCAGAAGCAUGCAAAAAGUCGUACUCCCUGCUAUCACACCUCAAAAACUGACACCACCAGCAGAUAAUACUAAAAAGAGAAAACACCAGACAAGUGAUGAAGUAGAUGCAGCAGUGGUAAAAUCAUCCGAAAACAUUUCCUUCUUAGCUAACACACUGGACAUUGCACUUAAUAAAAAAAUAACAUCAGUAUCAGAACCGACAAAACCAAAAUUAUCUGAUGCAGUAGAAAAUAUGAUGAGUGGUAUAGCCUUAGGAUUGGGCAAAGUUCCUGAAGAUCAUCAAAUGGAUUGUUUUAUAUCGAUCCUUAAUUGCAUUAACAACUUUAUAAAAAAAUAA